AUGACAAAAGAAGAAGCAACAUCUCAAUUAACUCGAAGCAUAUUUCACACAAUUUAUGUGAAGUUUUCACGAGCCCGUAUAAAACUGUAUGGAUGGCGUCAUUUAGGAUGGUUGGUUUUGUUGGUUGCUGCACUGAAUGUUGUUUGCAUAGGGGGAAAAAGAAGGGCAUUCGGAAUAUUCGUUGCUGCUCUACAUAAAGCUUAUAAUGACACGAGCAUGACGGAAUUGAAUUGGGUCGGUGACAGUUAUGCUGCAGUUGGAUUCUUUCUAAUGCCCUUUGCUACAACAGCAAUAAUUCGAUGGAAUCGGCCAUAUAGAUGUACCAUGCUUCUAGCCGGUUUAUUAAUUUUUAUAAGUUGUAUGACAUCAGCAGUGGUGCCUAGUCCAGGGUAUCUAUUCCUGACUCAUACACUAAUACAUGGCCUUGGAUCUACGCUUAUUUUAUGUGGGACAAGUCUUGUAACAGAAGAGUAUUUUGACAGAUCUCAUCGAUUUCAUGUUUUAGCAACUGCAUUUGUUUCCGGUGGACCUUAUGGUGUACUAAUAUUUGGUCCAUUGUAUUCAAACUUAAUACAAAGCUACGGUUGGCAAGUGGCAUUUCAACUAAGUGGAUUACUCUUCUUACUCGUGACAUCUUUAGCCGGGAUUGUUUUUAUUUCGCGUGAUAUAUUUGAAUAUAACCAAGCUAUGCUGGAGCUUUCUGAUACUUUUGAAGAAAAUACUAUGAACAAAGCCUUACGAAAGGAUUCCUUAUUACUGCGUAAUUCUCCGAAAGCCAGUGAUGGACGUGGAUGGGCUUUUUGCUCAGUUGAACAUUUGAAAAAUAAUCCUCAAGUGUUCGUCUGGGGAUUUGAACGCUUACUUCAUAAUCUCGUAAUAUAUGGUUUACUAAUGAAUAUGACAGCUUAUGUAAGUCAGGCAUUAAAUGAUCAACUGGUAUUGGGUGCCCGAGUUAAUUUAUACUUUGGUAUAGGAGAAUCAGUCGUAUUUACACUUGGAGCUUUAAUUGGUGAUCGUAUACGAGGUUAUUUAGCAGUCGCCUACUUUAUUGGAGCACUAUUUGCAGCUCUAUUUUUGGUUAUUAUGCAAAAUACAUAUGAAGAUUUAAAUGUUGUUUAUGUACUGGCUGGAUUUACUGGUGCUACUGUUGGUGUAGGCAAUACAUUUCUAUAUGCUACUUCAGAAGAGAUAAUGAUGGUUCAUGGAUCAAUUGCAUUUCCUAUGACAAAAAUGAUUGCUGGUAUUGGUAUGCUAUUAGCACCAUUAUUCUCUGGUGCAAUUAUUGAUGGAUUUGGAUAUGGUGGAUUUUUUAUUAGUAUGGCAAUUUUAGUGUCAAUAAGAGCUAUUCUCCUAGGUCUCAUAUGUUAUAUAUUAAAUCUCAAGAAGAAAUUGAUUUUAGCUAGUGAAAAAGAACACAUAUCUACAAAUGAUAAUCCUUUUAAUCAUUGUUGUCAAAAUACUACUAAACAGUGUAACGAAAAAUUAACAAAAAUUAAUAAUGUAGAAUCUGAAAUUACAAAUGGAUUACAUUCAACAGAACAUGAUUUAGAGAAACGUAUUCAAACUUCUUCUGAAUGGUAUCAUGAGAAUGAUCGCAGAAUACCAUAA
Messenger RNA from Schistosoma margrebowiei, 1608 nucleotides. The record is from the annotation of a GenBank genome assembly. NCBI's taxonomy places the organism in Eukaryota, Metazoa, Platyhelminthes, Trematoda, Strigeidida, Schistosomatidae.